GUGUUAAGGCUCUUAAGCUGUAGAAGCCAUAGGAGCAGUCUUCCUGGUCCAUAAACGAGGGCCGCGCUGAUCAUUCACUAAUCUUCAAACGAGUGAAGCCUGCCAAGACAGAAAGCUGCUAGAACCAGCAGCUUGAUGUUGGGAUUCUACGAGGAGUAUACAGGAUUCAUUGACCACUCUUAAAGAAGGUGAACUUAACUGAAAGCAGUUGUCCUUCUUGUGUCAACACUCGUAAGUGUUUCUACUAAUGGUACAUUUUCUACAAUUGACUUUGCUUGAACAGUUUGUUUUAGACGUUGAUCUUAGGGCAAAGUUUUUGAAGAUAGGCCUACACCUGUGGUGCAACUAGUAUUGAAACUUUGUUGGUGUUUUUUAUAUAGGUAUUCCCAGGUGUUUCUGAGAUGCUAAUUCAAAUCCUGGAAAUCUUUUAUAACUACAAAGUUUGUCAAAUUAAACGUUCUGAGGAUUGCAUUUAGAUACUCCGGCGAGGUGUAGGUGAAUUUAGGUGUGAUAAAUUCUUGGCUCCUGGAAGAAUCGUUUUUGGUUUCCAUUGGACUUUGACGAAGCAGUGACUGUUUACAGCCUUGAGGUGAGUUACAUAGUAAAGCAAGGUGAACGUAGAUGACACAGUAGUUACUUUUCGGAAGCUCUCUGCUGGACUUAUUAACCAUGACGGGUACCGGCGGGCCUGUGGCUUCCUUCUCCGUGUGGGACUAUGUGGUGUUCGCUGGCACGGUCCUCGGAGCCGCCGGCAUCGGCCUUUUCCAGGCCAUCCGAGGACGCACGAACACAAGCAGCGAGGAGUUCCUGCUCGGAGGUCGGCAGAUGUCAGCCGUGCCGGUGGCCAUGUCGCUCACCGCCAGCUUCAUGUCUGGCAUCACCGUGAUCGGCACUCCAGCCGAAGCCUACCUGUACGGAGCGGCCUUCUGGAUCUUCGGCUUCUCGUACGCCAUCAUGUCCGUCAUCACGGCCGAGAUCUUCGUCCCUCUCUUCUACCGUCUGGGAAUCACCAGCACCUACGAGUAUCUGGAGAUGCGCUACAACAAGUUGAUUCGUGUGAUCGGGACAUCCAUGUAUAUCGUACAAACGGCACUGUACACCGGCAUGGUCAUCUACGCACCAGCUCUGGCCCUCAAUCAAAUCACAGGACUGAACUUGUGGGGCGUAUUAGUGGCUACAGGAGUGGUGUGCAUCAUCUACUGCACCUUGGGAGGUCUGAAGGCAGUGAUCUGGACAGACGUGUUCCAGAUGGUGAUCAUGCUGGCUGGCUUCGUGGCCGUCAUCGCCAGGGGAGCGGUGAUCCAGGGGGGGCUUGGCCGGAUCUGGGACGACGCCUCCAAGGGGGGGCGGCUGGACGCUUUCAACUUUAACCCCGACCCCCUGACGCGUCACACCUUCUGGACCAUCGUGGUGGGCGGCAGCAUCAUGUGGACCUCCAUCUAUUCCAUCAACCAAUCACAGGUGCAGCGCUACAUCUCCUGCAAGACCCUGGCGCAUGCCAAGAUGUCUCUGUACGUGAACAUGGUCGGUCUCUGUGUGACGGUGAGCCUGGCUGUGUUCUCUGGUAUCACCAUGUUCUCCAUCUACAAGGACUGUGACCCUCUCAGCAACGGAGACGUUGGGGCUUUGGACCAGCUACUUCCAUACCUGGUGAUGGACAUUCUGGCAGCCUAUCCUGGGGUCCCUGGCUUGUUUGUGGCUGCAGCAUACAGUGGAACCCUGAGCACAGUGUCCUCCAGCAUCAACGCCCUGGUGGCGGUCACCGUGGAGGACUUUGUGAAGCCGGUGUGGAAAGACCUGACAGAGAAACAGGUGUUGUGGAUCAACAUGGGACUGAGUGUGUUCUUUGGAGGGGUGUGCAUAGGGAUGGCUGCUGUGGCUUCUCUGAUGGGCAGCAUCCUACAGGCCGCCCUCUCUGUGUUUGGGAUGAUCAGUGGCCCUCUCCUCGGACUCUACUUGCUCGGCAUGUUCUUCCGUACCACAAACUCCACUGGAGGGCUGUCAGGACUGAUCCUGGGGCUGGUCAUCACCCUGUGGGUGGGGAUUGGAGCCCAGAUCUACCCCCCCACGACUUACAAGACCAACCCCCUCCCCCUCAGCACGGCCGGGUGUAACCGCACGGUCGACUUCAACGCCACCACGGUGGCACCCUGGACCAGCGCGGUCACAUUCCCCCCCCUGCCAGAAGAGCGUCCAGCGCUGGCUGACUCCUGGUACUCCCUGUCCUACCUCUACUUCUGUGUGCUGGGCACUCUCGUCACCAUGACGUCUGGUCUGCUGGUGAGCGCUAUCACAGGUGGCUGUAAGCAGAAGAGGCUCUGCUCCGAUCUGUUUGUCAGGAAGAAUGAUCUGAUCUGCUUCAACUGUGGACGACACGCCCAGGACUCAGAACCAGAGCUGGUGGAAAAGGAUGGAUCAGAGCUGAAGAAGGGCACUGACAACCUGGCCUUCGCAGUCUCAGUGUUUGACAUAACGGACCGAGACAUGGAGAAAGUCACCAAGAUGUGAAGACGGGGUCAGGAUGCUGCGUCCUCACCAGGUGUUCUGCAGCUCUGGUGCUGAGAGGAGAUCUGCCCUGUUUCUCUGAAGCAGGUGGAGACGAGGUUGAGGUGUGUCUUUGUGACUCAUCUUUGGAAACAAAUCUUUAGCUAAGCUGGGACCUGAUUACUCUGAGACUCAGAACACAGACAGACACAGCUUUUCACAGCAGCGUUUCAUUCAUUCAUUCCCUUUUCUGACUAUAAACUUCUCUACUCAAGGCUUUUCUGAUUAUAUCGUUUUAUUGUUUGAAUAAAAAUGUGUCUGAAUUAAAUAUUU
Molecule: messenger RNA, 2817 nt
Organism: Osmerus eperlanus (European smelt)
Lineage: Eukaryota; Metazoa; Chordata; Actinopteri; Osmeriformes; Osmeridae
Gene: slc5a8l
Product: solute carrier family 5 member 8, like
Exons: 15
Coding region: 670-2508 (612 amino acids)
Biological process (GO): sodium ion transport; propanoate transmembrane transport
Cellular component (GO): membrane; extracellular exosome
Molecular function (GO): organic acid:sodium symporter activity
Source: RefSeq, a predicted model, not a curated record